GAUCUAUACAUUGCAGGUUAUUUUAACAUAGCUAUGCGAUGUCAUACUACGCACCUGAACUGGAUCUCAAGUGACGAUCACACGUACAUUGUCUGAUAUCAAUUUAGCUUUUUACUAAUCAGCUUUUUUUUUCUAGAAUUGUUUAUACCAAUCCAAAGAAAUGGAUCUUUUAACAUUUAUUGGGCUCAUCUAUGUCUGCUAUAAUCUUUUAUAUUUGAUUUAUCCCUGGUUUUUGGAUUGUAAUAUAGAACUUGCUUUAUUAACAAAAUAUGGAAAAUCUACUAAUACAUUGAAAAGUAAAGUUGUCUGGAUAACUGGCGCUUCUAGUGGGAUUGGAGAACAUUUAGCGUAUGAAUUAGCAAAAGCUGGAUGUAAAUUAAUAUUAUCUGCUAGGAGAGAGUCAAUAUUACAAGAUGUUAAAAAUACUUGUUUAAAAGAAAAUCCUGACUUGGAAGAUAACGAUAUCCUAGUUCUUGCAUUAGAUGUUUGUAAUACAAACUUACAUCAGGAAGCAUUUGAUACAAUUAUUAAAAAGUUUGGCAAGCUAGACAUACUGGUUAAUAAUGCAGGACGAAGUCAAAGAGCACAUUGGGAAAAUAUUGAAUUAAGUGUGGAUAGAGAAAUGUUUGAAUUGAAUGUAUUUUCAUACUUAUCAUUAAGUCGUAUAGCAAUGAAAUAUUUCUUACAAAACCAUCUUGGUCAGAUUGUAGUUAUAUCCAGUUUAAGUGGAAUUUUUCCAGCUCCUUACUCUGCAAGUUAUACCGGUAGCAAACAUGCAUUGCAUGGUUAUUUUAAUUCCUGUCGUGUAGAAAAAUUAGACAAAAAUUUUCCUUCUAUUACUAUAAUAUGCCCUGGACCAAUUCAAACAAACUUUUUAGCAGAAGCUUUUACAGAAAAAUCAGGAGAGAAAUUUGGAGUAGAAACAGAUAAAGCUAAAAAUAAAGUUAGUGUAGAACGUUGUGCUACACUAUCAGCAAUUGCAAUUGCAAACAAUGUUUCUGAGGCAUGGAUUUCACAAUCAUCUACAUUAUUCGUGGCAUAUUUAAUAACAUAUUUUCCGAAUAUGGGUAAAUGGUUUAUAAAGUUCAUGGGCAAACGAUUUUUAAUGAAUCUACGAGAUGCCAAAAAUGCGAAUAAACUUUAACGACCGUUUGUAUUUUCUAAUUAUGCAAUAUACUAUAUUCAUAAAAAUAAUCAAUAUAUUACAUAAAAUAUAAUAUUACAUACACUAUAAAUAAGUUGUAUUAAAGAAGACAUUGUAUUUUACAUGUUUAUACAUUAAAUAUAUAAAAUCACUUUUUAAGA
Molecule: messenger RNA, 1305 nt
Organism: Vespula pensylvanica (western yellowjacket)
Lineage: Eukaryota; Metazoa; Arthropoda; Insecta; Hymenoptera; Vespidae
Product: dehydrogenase/reductase SDR family member 7
Exons: 8
Coding region: 161-1144 (327 amino acids)
Source: RefSeq, a predicted model, not a curated record